Molecule: messenger RNA, 3032 nt
Organism: Pomacea canaliculata
Lineage: Eukaryota; Metazoa; Mollusca; Gastropoda; Architaenioglossa; Ampullariidae
Product: 3-ketodihydrosphingosine reductase-like
Exons: 10
Coding region: 314-1309 (331 amino acids)
Biological process (GO): sphingolipid biosynthetic process
Cellular component (GO): endoplasmic reticulum membrane
Molecular function (GO): 3-dehydrosphinganine reductase activity
Source: RefSeq, a predicted model, not a curated record
UUGUUUACUCGCUCGCAAUCAGCCAGUUGCCUCGCGAAUUUACGUUCUUCAUAACAGCGUAUGAUUAUUUGCCUCUUUCAAAGAUUAGUAGAGACGGAACUCGAUGAUGGUGCUAAUUGGCCAUUGAAGCUUAACAAAAAACUUGAGAGCUGGAAAACAUAUUCGGAAAGUAAGAGAUGGAGAGAGGUCUCUAGGUUAAGAGUCACAUAAUCAUGUGAUCGUGGUUACAAGUCGAGAGUUCUGGGCCUUCACACUUUUGUUUGGUUGUUUUACGCUGUGCUGUGGCUUGACAUACGAUCUGUGAAUUGCUAAAAUGUUCAUAAUUAUUGUUUCUGCGUUAACUUUUAUUAUUGGAGUAUUGUACUAUUUCCUCAAAAGGAAAACAUCUUUUUCUGAAGUUCGUGGAUUGCACGUCAUGGUGACAGGUGGCUCAAGUGGAAUUGGAAAAUGCAUGGCUAUUGAGGCUGCAAAGGGAGGAGCAAGGGUCACUCUAGUUGCCAGGGACCAGUUACGACUUCAAAAGGCAAAAUCAGAGGUGGAAAGUCACAUGACCAGGGAGUGCAGCCAGAUGGUUGUUUGCCUUUCGCUUGACAUCUCGAUGAAUUUAUCAGAUGUAGAAAGAGCUGUUAAAGAGGCAGAAGAAACUCAAGGGCCUGUUGAUGUUUUGAUCAACUGUGCUGGAACAUCUAUGAGUGCAAAGUUUCUGGACACCCCAUUGAUAGAAUUCAGACGUAUGAUGGAGAUAAACUAUCUUGGCAGUGUCAUGGUGACCAGAGCAGUUGUACCUAGCAUGAUAAAGAAGAAAAGUGGACGCAUUGUGUUUGUAUCUUCAAUGGCAGGACAACUUGGGCUUUUUGGAUAUACUGCCUAUUCAUCUUCUAAAUUUGCUCUUCGUGGAUUUGCUGAGAGUCUUCAGAUGGAGCUGAAACCUUACAACAUUAAAGUGACUUUGGCCUUUCCACCUGACACUGACACUCCAGGAUUUGCAGAGGAACAAAAGAUAAAGCCAAAGGAAACAAGAUUGUUAUCAGAAGCAGGAGGCCUUUUCCAGCCUGACACUGUAGCUAAGAUCAUUUUAAAAGAUUCAUUGAAAGGAAAGUUCUUAAGUAGUGUUGGAAUUGAUGGCUUUAUGGUUAGCACCCUCACAUGUGGAUUUUCUCCAGCAACAUCUUUUAUGGAGGGCUUGUCCCAGGUAACAUUGAUGGGAUUGUUUCGCUUAAUUGCUCUGUCCUACCUAGCCUACUUUGAUUAUGUCAUUAAAAAAUGUAAAGAUGAAGAUGAGAUUAAAUCUGUUAAGAAGUCAAGCUGAAGAAUAGAACAGUGCACAGGCUCCACAAUCAGUGUAAAGUGUGAACUCUGUGUGUGCAAGUGUGUAUGCUUAUAUUUCCAGUAACUAGUCUGGAGAGUGAUGUCCCUUCACCUAACUGGCUAAAGGGUGACAGCUGUCAUUUUUCAUUUGAUCACCAUCAAGUUUUGAGCAAAAUAUUGUGCUAUAAAUCUGUUAUGCCAUUUCCUAUGUUCCUGGGUAGAUUUAUGUGUCUGCCACGUUUUGUGUAUUUUAUUUCUUCUGCCACAUCUGCAUGCAAUUGUUCUGGAGAGUUUUGAUGUGAUGUUCCAUCACGUUGCAUGUGUAUUAGUGACAGGUCUGAUAAUAGAAGACAUUGCUUCUCUGGGAGGCUGAUCUUGCAAUGACCCUUUGGUCUAAUGGGAGUUGUGUGGAGGGAACAAUGUUUCUGUCUGCAAAGGCUAGGGCACAGCACCAUGCAUUGUGCUUUGAGCUUCCCAUGUCAUAAUAAACGUUUCAGCUACAUUUUCAUACCGAGCUUUUUUAAUAAUGAUUUCAUGCAGUGAACUCCAUACCAAAUGAAUCAGAUGUACUGAUUGUAUUCACCAUCUUCACAUGACUAACUACAGGGGCAAAUAGUGGUCUCCCUGGUUUGAGACCAGUGUCCAUGAUUUUUUUAUUUUUUGUUGGACACUUUCAGCUGUGUUUAUGCUGCAAAUAAUUGACGUCUAUUGUAUUUUAUCAAGUUGUAUAUUUUCUUAAUAAAGUGCAACUAUAUCUGUUCCAGCCUCUUGCAUUUAAGGAGCUUGGGUGUAAAGUACUCAAAGAACAAAAAGCAUGCAUGUGAUGUGUUAAACACUAACGCUUGUUGCAUCUGCUCAAAGUUAUGGACUGUGUAUUUCAACGAUCAAAUAAGAACAUUUCUUGAAUCAUACCUCAUUUAAAAAAUAUGACAAUGAUUUGCCAAUUUCAAAGUUUUAAUAUUUUCAGCUUUGCUUUGGAUAAAUGGAAUUUAAGUUGAAUAAUGAAAUAUGCAUCAUCUGGCAAAAGAUUUACAAUUCAAAGCAUUAUUUUUGCUUUGAGGAAAAAAAUUAAUUUUUCAGCAUUUUCGUGGCUUUAACAACUCGGUGCAGUCACUACACAAGUAUUUUAGAAAUGGAUCAUUUCUACAGGUUGGUCUGUACAUCUGCAUUUAUAUUUAUUCAUAAAUGAAGGCCUGCUUUAUUAAAGUUCAAAAAUGAGAUUCUGCAAAUAAAACUAAUGCUCUUUCAACCUAUAAUACCACUGAAAAUUGUUGAUACUGCAUUCAAAUUUAAAUGCUUGUUUUCUUCAUUAUGCCUACUUUCACCACAUCUUGACCAUAAUGUUAAACUCUAAGGAUUGCUCUUCUUUUGAGCUUUUACCAUUUGCUUUCUGAUUGCUGAUCAAAUUUACUUUCAUAGCUAGAGAGUAUUUCCAGCCUGCCACACAUUUUUGUUGACAGCUGGGAUCUGCAUGGUCUCACUAGGUAUUGCAAUGCUUACUUUUCGUCUGCUUGCUGAAAGAUAUCCCAGGCUCACAUGCAUUAGAAUGAGAUUUUAUCAAAGUAGGCAGCGCUUCAAGAAAAAGUAAUAAGCGUUUCGCCUCAUAUUUUUUAUGAAUUGCAGUGAACACAUGUAAACUCCAAAAUGAUGUAACUGUGUAAUCCCAAACAGUUGAAAUUUGAGUGUACUUUAAUACUGUCUAUAUGAAUAAAUUAAUAUUUGUC